AAAAAAUUAAACAGACACUGAAAUAAAUACGUUUGUGUUGCUAACGAACCCUUCUCUACUGCCCACAUUCAAAAUGCUGUAUUUCAUUGUAUUUGUUGGAACUUUCGUCCUGUCCUCGGGGCAAUUCACGACUAGCCCAUCGUUUACAACAUCAACCACAAGUUCCAUAACCUUAACUGCUAACCCGUUGUUGGCACCAACAACCACAACACCUACAACCACAACUACUCUCCCUCCGGAUACAACUACUCUCCCUCCGGAUACAACUACUCUCCCUCCGGAUACAACUACUGCCCCUCCGGAUACAACUACUGCCCCUCCGGAUACAACUACUGCCCCUCCGGAUACAACUACUGCCCCUCCGGAUACAACUACUGCCCCUGGGGAAAUGACACCUACAACCACAACUGUUAUUGCGGAUUUUACGGAUUUUACAACAACACCCCCAGCUGGUGUCCCAGAGGAUUCAACUACUGCCCCUGGGGAAAUAGCACCUACAACCACAACUGUUAUUGCGGAUUUUACAACAACACCCCCAGCUGGUGUCCCAGAGGAUUCAACUACUGCCCCUGGGGAAAUAACACCUACAACCACAACUGUUAUUGCGGAUUUUACAACAACACCCCCAGCUGGUGUCCCAGAGGAUUCAACAACACCCACAACCUUUCAACCAACAACAAUUCCUACAGCAAACCUGACAACGUUUGCACAUGCAGCGGUGAAUUUAUCCAGCUACGAAAAUCUGGAUAGCGAUACAAUCGUUUCAAAAUUUGAGGUGUUCUUGAAGCAAAUAAGCAAUAAUGCCCUUGGACCUCUGAAGUUAACAGUGAAACGUUUCUCAAAAUGUAACGGCACCCAGUGUGGAGACCAGCAACCCUCUACUACCACUCAACCCACCACUGGCCCUCAACCCACCACUGGCCCUCAACCCACCACUGGCCCUCAAACCACCACUGGCCCUCAAACCACCACUGGCCCUCAACCCACCACUGGCCCUCAACCCACCACUGGCCCUCAACCCACCACUGGCCCUCAACCCACCACUGGCCCUCAACCCACCACUGGCCCUCAACCCACCCCUGGCCCUCAACCCACCCCUGGCCCUCAACCCACCACUGGCCCUCAACCCACCACUGGCCCUCAACCCACCACUGGCCCUCAACCCACCACUGGCCCUCAAACCUUUCCUGACACUCAAGCCUCUACUGGCCCUCAACCCACAUUUACAUAGAUACCGUUCUGGUUUCAUAAUCACCACUGAUUCAUCAGACAUCUGUAUAGCCUACUUGUUGAUUUGUUAACUUGUCAAUCAUUUGAAAUGGAGUGGGGUAAAUUUAAAUGUAGGUACAUAAAUAUAUGUCAUACAAGUUCAUACUCUAACUUUGAAGGAAUAGCUAUGGUUUUAUAAUAAUAAUAAUAUAUGCCAUUUAGCAGACGCUUUUAUCCAAAGCGACUUACAGUCAUGUGUGCAUACAUUCUACGUAUGGGUGGUCCCGGGGAUCGAACCCACUACCCUGGCGUUACAAGCGCCAUGCUCUAACAACUGAGCUACAGAACCUCAGUGAUAUUGGUAACACUUCCCAUUGAGGUAUCCUUUAAGUGAGUUGUAAAAAGGUAUAAGAAUACAUCAACCGUACUGACUGGGAUUAGGGUAUGUAUUUUACUGUAUGACAGGGACUGGUAUAUGAAUACAUCAACCGUACUGACUGGGAUUAGGGUAUGUAUUUUACUGUAUGACAGGGACUGGUAUAUGAAUACAUCAACCGUACUGACUGGGAUUAGGGUAUGUAUUUUACUGUAUGACAGGGACUGGUAGAUAUUACAAUCAACAAGUUUAAAUCAAUCAUGUGGAAAUAUCUCCAUUGACCCUGAACUUUGAUGUAGUAAUUCAAAGACUUUGUGAAGAUUGAAACCGCUUUUUCUAUAAAGUAUGGCAGACUAUUUAGAAAUGUUUGUUUUUUUUAGCUAAAUAUUUUGUAGCUUUUUUAUUCUGUUAUUUUCAUUACUUUUUAAGAUGUAUUCUUUGUGUUGUUUUCCUUUGUCUGGUUGGGCCCCUCUCAAUCAAACCUGUUCUCAACCCCAUUGUGGUAUGUCAGGUUGGGCCCCUCUCAAUCAAACCUGUUCUCAACCCCAUUGUGGUAUGUCAGGUUGGGCCCCUCUCAAUCAAACCUGUUCUCAACCCCAUUGUGGUAUGUCAGGUUGGGCCCCUCUCAAUCAAACCUGUUCUCAACCCCAUUGUUAUUUAUUGAAGCUUUAUUUAACUAGGCAAGUCAGUUAAGCACAAAUUCUUAUUUACAAUGACAGCCUACCCCUGCCAAAUCCGGACGACACGGCCAAUUUGUGCGCAGCCCUAUGGGACUCCCAAUCCCAGACGGAUGGGAUACUGGAAUCAAAUCAGGGUCUGCAGUGACACCUCUUGCAUUGAGCUGCAGUGCCUUAGACUGCUGCGCCACUCGGGAGCCCAAUUGUGGUAUGUUAGGUUGUGAUCCUCUCAAUCAAACCUGUUUCUAGGUUCAGACAAAACAACUUUCUUCUUGUGCUCAUUUGGAAUCAUUGAUUAAAAAUAACAUGCCAAAUCAUCUCUUAUGUUGAUUAUAUUGCUAACUGACUUGAUUUAAAAUUACUUUCAGAUGAUGUGGGCAUGACAUGCUGUGUGGUUGAUUGACUUUUUUAAUGCAUUUGUUGGCAGUGGCUAGUUUAAAGGGGUCUGAACAUACUGAUUUCACCUCGGUUUUCCUUCUCAUUAAGUAAAAUGCAUUUGCGUUUUGGGGGUGUGAUUUGAUGUGGGUGUGUUAUGUUCACUAUAUGAAAUAUUAUCAAAAAUGUGAUUUGUAUUUUUUUUUGCCUCUUGGGCCCCCUAUAGGGGCAGUAGGUAGCUAUAGGGGCAGUAGGUAGCUAUAGGGGCGGCAGGUAGCCUAGUGGUUAGUGUUGGGCAAGGUUGCUCGACCAAAUCCCUGAGCUGACAAGGUAAAAAAUAGGUUGUUCUGCUCCUGAGCAAAGCAGUUAACCCACUGUUCCCCGGGUGCCGAAGACAUGAAUGUUGAUUAAGGCAGCUCUCCGCACCUCUCUGAUUCAGAGGGGUUGGAUUAAUUCAGAGGACACAUUUCAGUUGAAUGCAUUCAGUUGUACAAGUUGACUAGGUAUCCCCCCCUUUUACAGACUUGGACCCAGAACCUGACUCACACAAUUGACCAGUCACUUGUAUUUAUAAUGGAAUAAAAACAUAUGGAAAUAUUACUCAGCUACCCAAUCAAGGCAAGGCCACCCCAGUUACCCAAUGUGGGUCCUCCUCCCCCCCAUCUGACGAUUAGCAGAGUGGCACAAGGCAGCGGCAGGUAGCCUAGUUGUUAGAGCGUAGGUGAAAAUCUGUCAUUCUACCCCUAAACAAGGCUGUUAACCCAUUGUUCCCCAUUACGCUGUCAUUGUAAAUAAGAAUUUGUUCUUAUCUGGCUUGCGUAGUUCAAUUUGAAAACAUGUAUUUUUUAUAUAAUAUAGCCUAUACAGUAUAUUGCCAAAAUACAUACUUUUUUAAAAUGAUAUUAUUUAUUUUGUUGCCUCUUGGGCCCCCCCAUGGGCCUGGGCUCAGGGUCUUCAGCCCCGGUAAGCACAUGCAUUAAUCCGGCCUUGGACAUGUGGGCAUGAUUGAAAUCCCAUACCCAACUAUCAAACCCAACCAGGAAAUCGGCAUACCUAUAGACAUACCUAUGCCACACUUCCAUUUCAGUGAUCUCCACCCUGAAUGAAUAGUGGGGUGAAUAGCAUGCUAUUCUCAUGCGUAAGUUCAAGGUGUUAUAGAAUGUGUUUUUGUUGGUAGGUCACUCUGAUCGGCCUACAUUAUGCUCCAAUAGCCAAUAGUCUACUUGGCCACUGUCUACAACUGUAACUUAAAGUGGGUUCAACCUCAGUGGUCACAGUAAACGUUUGCCAGAAGUUUGCACAGAAUGCUCAUAGUGUUCAAGUUUCCAAGACCAUAAAAUGUGCUGACGAAAAUGAGAGGGAACAUUGGUUAACAGAUACAUAGAUGUAAGGGUUGUUCGGCAGAAACAAAGUAGUGUGUUUGUACUUAGAACAGUUGUUUUGGAUUUUUUACUGUUUUAUGUCAACGCUGUAUAAGAUUACAUAAAAUAUUUAUAUACUGUAGGGUAUAAUCAUAUGUAGGGCAUCGUGACUCUAUAUGUAAUGCCUGUCAAUGCUUUAUGAAAGCUACAUACAACCACAAAGUAAAGUGUUACUGGAGGUUGCAUCAGUAUUGAUACAGAGCUUACUGUUUUAUAGUUAGUUUGGAUAGACACCAACAAUGUGCAGCCCUGAUGUUUUUUAAGUUACGCAAAGUAUCUCCUCUAGUUUCUCUUUGGCUCCAACGCAGCUAAACCUAAGAUCUGAAGGAAAAUGUGUUUGAUUGACAGGAAGGAAACUACAAAAUGUAUCUGACUUGUUCAGAUCCAGGCCAGGAUUCACACUGCUCUGCACUGCGUAGACAUUACAUUACAUUGACUUUGAAAAUACAUUUACAUGACGUUCGUGGCAGCCACAUUCACGGUAAACACUGCGAUAGAGAAAUGACAUAUUUACCUUAUUUGUUUGAUAUUAAUAGUUAACUAUUCAUAUUUAACAAAUAGUAAGACAUUUCUGUUCUAUUAAAGCUGUGUUUUUGUAAAGGGAUGGUUUACACUCUAGCUUCCUGCAGUUAGUGUGGGCAGAUGGUUGUUUAUUUAAAUAGACAAGUCAGUUAAGAACAAAUUCUUAUUUACAAUGACAGCCUACUGGGGAACAGUGGGUUAACUGCCUUGUUGAGGGGCAGAGCAACUGAUUUUUACCUUGUCAGCUCAGGGAUUCAAUCCAACAACCUUUCAGUUACUGGCCCAACACUAUAACCAGUAGGCUACCUUAGGACAUUGGUUUUACCAGAGAUAGCUUGAGCUGACAAGUGAUCUAUGACUUGGUGAUAAAAACCUACAGCUGGCAUUCCAUUAAUACCUAUGCGGCAGCGUAGCCUAGUGGUUAGAGCGUUGGACUAGUAACCGGAAGGUUGCGAGUUCAAACCCCCGAGAUGACAAGGUAUUAAGGUACAAAUCUGUCGUUCUGCCCCUGAACAGGCAGUUAACCCACUGUUCCCAGGCUGUCAUUGAAAAUAAGAACGUGUUCUUAACUGACUUGCCUGGUUAAAUAAAGGUCAAAUUAAAAAAUAAGCUGUAGGGUGUGUGAGGAGUAGAACAAACCCUUAUAGUUCCUAAUCAUCCUGGCAUCUGGGAAACUCAGCCGGGGUGGGGUUAAAAUAGCAUCAGGUGCAGAUAACCACCAGAUGAACCUAAGAUGGCUUAUGAUACCACCCAAUCUGUAUGCGAGGGGUGGAACCAGCCAUGGCUAAGCAUUUUUAGGUCUCCUAUAAGAUCUCUGUUUGGUUUUUUUCAUUAUCAGGGAACUUUCGGUCCAACCCUUAAGAGUGUGAGGUCGACAGUUUCGUUAUUGCAAUGAUAAUGAAUCGAUAUUAAAUAAAGAUGAUUGUUUUAAAAGUU
Molecule: messenger RNA, 5516 nt
Organism: Oncorhynchus gorbuscha (pink salmon)
Lineage: Eukaryota; Metazoa; Chordata; Actinopteri; Salmoniformes; Salmonidae
Product: mucin-2-like
Exons: 4
Coding region: 74-1231 (385 amino acids)
Source: RefSeq, a predicted model, not a curated record